This is a messenger RNA of Manihot esculenta (cassava), 1013 nucleotides long. RefSeq names its product probable fructokinase-5. The transcript is spliced from 5 exons. Gene Ontology annotation, molecular function: fructokinase activity. The coding region runs from base 6 to 995 and encodes 329 amino acids. The record is from RefSeq and is a predicted model, not a curated record. Gene Ontology annotation, biological process: fructose metabolic process. Gene Ontology annotation, cellular component: cytosol. Lineage: Eukaryota; Viridiplantae; Streptophyta; Magnoliopsida; Malpighiales; Euphorbiaceae.
AAAAAAUGACAAUCUCAGCAGCAAACAAUAGCCCAUUGAUAGUGGCUUUUGGAGAAAUGCUCAUUGAUUUUGUGCCGGAUGUCGCCGGCGUUUCCCUUGCAGAAUCCGGUGGUUUCUUGAAAGCACCUGGUGGUGCACCUGCCAAUGUUGCCUGUGCUAUCACCAAGCAUGGUGGUGCCUCUGCCUUCAUUGGCAAGGUUGGAGAUGAUGAGUUUGGUCAUAUGCUGGUUGAUAUCCUGAAGAAGAAUGGUGUAAAAACUGAAGGAGUGUGCUUUGAUCAACAAGCAAGAACUGCAUUAGCUUUUGUGACACUGAAGAAGAAUGGAGAGAGGGAGUUCAUGUUCUAUAGAAACCCUAGUGCUGAUAUGCUUCUAAAAGAAUCGGAAUUAAACAUGGGUCUCAUUAAUCAGGCUAAGAUAUUUCACUACGGAUCUAUAAGCUUGAUAUCGGAGCCAUGCAGAUCGGCUCACAUUGCAGCCAUUAAAGCCGCUAAGGCAGCUGGGAUUUUUCUUUCUUAUGAUCCUAAUCUAAGGCUCCCUCUUUGGCCUUCUCCUGAGGCUGCCAGAGAAGGGAUCAAAAGCAUCUGGAAGGAAGCUGAUUUCAUCAAGGUGAGUGAUGAUGAGGUGGAAUUUCUAACACAAGGAGAUGCAAGUAAGGAAGAAGUGGUGCUUUCUCUAUGGCAUGAUGGUCUCAAAUUGCUUGUUGUGACUGAUGGAGAAAAGGGUUGCAGAUAUUUCACUAAGAAUUUCAAAGGAAAGAUUGGUGGGUUUUCAGUGAAUACAGUGGAUACAACUGGAGCUGGUGAUUCUUUUGUUGGUGCACUUCUUUUCUCUAUGGCCAAGGAUACUUCAAUUUUUCAAGAUGAAGGGAAAUUGAAAGAGGCUUUGGUAUUUGCAAAUGCAUGUGGAGCAAUUUGUACAACUCAGAAAGGAGCAAUUCCAGCACUUCCUUCCACUAAUGAUGCUCUUGCUCUUAUCAAGUCCAACACCAACUAAUUAAUUAGCAUCAAGGAC